Molecule: messenger RNA, 2994 nt
Organism: Closterium sp. NIES-67
Lineage: Eukaryota; Viridiplantae; Streptophyta; Zygnematophyceae; Desmidiales; Closteriaceae
Source: the annotation of a GenBank genome assembly
UGAUUUCCCUUUUAGAAUUCUGCGUUCUGUGGUGUGCUGCUGCUGUCCUAGCGUGCCUGCCCUAAACGUUCAUACAGCCACCAUUCGUAUCUAUCUUCUCUCAAUCACAGACCUGCGGAUCCUCUGUCGAUUGAUGACAGGCACGGCAUGAACAAGCACACGAGCCGCAGUAGAGCAACGACUGGCGCGGCCGAUAUAGCUCUCGUCUUUGCUCGCCGAGACACACGCCCCAGCCUCCCCACACACGCCAUCGCCAACGUCGACUCUGCAGCGCACUCGCCGCCUUCCAGCUCCUUAGACAGGCGUUCGUCUGCUUCCACUGUUCGCCUCGUUUCCCGGCGCGCAGCCACGCUGGAGUCGCACGGUCGUGUUAGUAGGUCGGAUCCAUUUGCAGGCUCUCCGGGUUUGCUGGCGUGGGUUGCGGAGGAGCGUCCGCUUGUCGGUAGCGGCACCAGCUACGGCCGCCAUGGUCUUGUGAGAGCGGCAAUCUUGGGCGGGUCGAUCGACGCGGUCAUCUACGACGGCUUCAAGCCCUACUUCGAUUCCGCUCCACGAUGGCGGCAGGCCCCUUCCACCGUCCCCCUGCGCAUCCUUUCCGCCUCCCUCCCCUCCGGGCGCUGCUCCCUCUCCCUCCUCCGCCACCCCUCUCCCGGCCCCCUCCCCCCCACGGAGUCUUCCGCCCAGCGCAGCGCGCUGCAGCAGCGGACGGCGCAGGUGCAGAGGAGAAGGCGGCUAGCCGGCAGAAUGCAGGAGGCGCUGCCGUUCCACCGUCAGUUUUGCCUGAAACCGUUUGAACUGGCGCGGGGCGUGGCGACGUUACCCCUGGAGAUGUGCCGUGGGGACCACAUCAUCACCAUCGUCACCACUGCCUCCCUGCCGUGGCUCACUGGCACGAGCAUCAACCCGUUGAUGCGAGCGGCUUAUCUGAGCCGCCUAUGCGCCAUGCGCGUGCUGCUGCUGCUGCCCUGGAUCCCGCCCUCGGACCAGCGGGUCGUGCACCCCGCGCACGUGUUCGACACACGCGCGCAGCAGGAGGCCUUCGUGCGCGAGUGGAUCCACAAGCGCCUGGGGUUCGAGCCCGUGUUUCGGAUCUCGUUCUACGACGCGUGGUACGACCCGCGCAAGGGCAGCAUCUUCCCUCUGGACCGGUCGGACGUGUCAGAGUGUGUGCCGGACGAGGAGGUGGAUGUGGCGGUGCUGGAGGAACCCGAGCACCUCACCUGGUACCACAUGGUCGGCCCCAAGUGGAGAAUUCGUUUCCCCCUGUCACUCGGCAUAGCGCACACCAACUACACCGAGUACAUCAAGCGCGACCUGCAGUACGGCGGGCCGCACGCGGCGGCGUUCCUGCUGGUGUACUCGUGGCUAGUGGCGCGCGCCAACUGCCACCGCGUCAUCCGCCUGUCGGGCGCCGUGCAGCCGUUCAGCGACUCGGUGGUGUGCAACGUGCAUGGGGUGUCUCCCCAGUUCCUGGACGAAUCGCAUGUGACCCCGCCGCAUGCGUCGGGGGUCUACUUUGUGGGCAAGGUUCUCUGGGGCAAGGGCUACCAGGAGCUCUGCGAUUUGAUGCGGCACCACUGCAACAAGCACGGCCGCCCCACGCUCCCCCCUGCCCUGCCCCCUGCUGUGCCUGCUGCUGUGCGUGCAAGCACAGACAGGAAGGCAGACGCACAGAUGAACGGGCAUGGAAACACACUCUCACAUGCACACACGAACGGGCAUGGAAACACACUCACGCAUGCACACACGAACGGGCAUACAAACACACACGCAGACGCAGAUGCAGUCACAGAUGGUCAUCGGAACGCGCAUACCGGUGGCGCUUGUGCAUGUGAUGCGCCCAGGCCUCGCAACGGGUGCUAUCACAGCGAAGUGGGCAAGGCUGCAGCAGAGGGAGAGAGGAAGGAGGAGCAAGGGGAGGAUGAGGCGAAAGGGGUGCAGGAGGAGGCAAAAGGGAAGGAGGGUGGGGAGGAUGGGGAGAGGUUCUGGGUGCAUGCGUACGGAGAUGGGUUUGAGGAGGGGCAAGUGAAGGCGUUUGCUGCCAAGCACGAGCUACCAAUAGUGUUCCACGGACGCAAGGACCACGCAGACCCUGAGAUCCGCAACUUCAAGGUGUUUGUGAACCCGAGUGUGAGCGACGUGCUGUGCACGACGACAGCGGAGGCAGCAGCCAUGGGGAAAAUCCUGGUGCUGUGCCGGCACCCGUCCAACGAGUUCUUCAUUCAGAACAUACCUGAUAACUGCGUCAUCUAUGACCCCAACGACCCAGAUGACUUCUCUGCAGCAGUGGCGCGUGCAUUGGCGCAUCCCCCCCGCCCGCUAACACCGGAGGAGAAGAGAAUAUUCACAUGGCAGGCUGCUACGGAGCGAUUCAUGCAGGUGGCUGGCCUUGCUGCACCCUAGGCUGGCAUGUUGCCCCCUCUCCUCCUCGCAUGCCGUUUAUCUUCCUCCCCUCUCUCCCUCAUUCCUCCCUAGAAGCCUUUUGCCUGCUGUGCAGGGCCAUGAGCCCUGCACCUUAAAAUUCAAACCACGUGUGGUACCAUCGGAGGGGUGAGACAAGAAGACCCCCCUGUGUGCAUCGUUGGUCUUCAGAUCAGCACACGCACUUGGGACACCUAUUCAACCCCCCCCCACCAUGCCAAACCACACCAAUAUCCAAAUGUUUCGAUGACUCCCUAUACUGGGCAAAUUUGGUCCACACAUCGUGUGUUGGAAAGAAGCCUGGGCUCGGUUGCGCAUGGGUUGCGUAAAUGCUGUUGGGAAGUCGUUCCGGGUAGACUUUGGCCUCUUUGUGUACACCUACCUACAAGCUGACUUGCCAGUGGGUUGUAGAAUAAAAUUGAAGGCCAGGGCAUUUAUUUUAUUGCCUAUGCUAUUAUAUUGCAAUGCUGAAUUGUCUGCAGAGCAAAUAAUAAUCUGGACCCACGGGGGGGCGAGACAAGCUGACCUGCUGGGUUAUGUCAACUUAUACAUGUUAGCUGUGUACAAGUUAUA